AUGCAAGACCAAACAGACCAUACCCUCUUCAUCAAACAAUCAGAAAUUGGAAAAAUGUCAAUAUUGAUUGUGUAUGUUGAUGAUAUCAUUGUCACUGGCAACCAUAGUGAAGAGAUGAUUUUGAUCAAAGAAAUGUUGGCAAAAGAGUUCGAAGUCAAGGAUCUGGGAGCACUCAGGUAUUUUCUGGGAAUGGAAUUUGCUAGGAGCAAAAGAGGGAUUUCUGUAUUUCAAAGAAAAUACACUCUUGAUCUCUUAAAUGAAACAGUAAUGCUUGGUAGUAAACCCAAUAAAACUCCAAUCGAGCUCAGAGAAAAGAGAAAAAUGUUUGAAGGAAGUUCAGUUGAUAAAGGAGGGUACCAGCAACUAGUAGGGAAGCUUAUCUAUCUCUCACAUACCAAACCUGAUAUUGCCUUCGUAGUAAGUCUGGUCAGUCAAUAUAUGCAUGAUCCAUGUCAAGAACAUCUCAAUGCAGUUUACAGAAUUCUUAGGUAUCUCAAGCAGACACCAGGAAAAGGUCUUUUCUUCAAAAAGACAACUGAGAGGAAGGUUGAAGUAUUCACAUAUGCAAAUUGGGCUGGGUUAGUUGAUGAUAGAAAGUCUACAUCUGGGUAUUACACAAUUGUAUGGGGAAAUGUGGUGACAUGGCGAAGUAAAAAACAAACAGUUGUUGCAAGAAUUAGCGCAGAUGCCAAGUAUAGAGCCAUGGCCCAUGGAGUGUGCGAAGCAAUAUGGAUCAACCGCCUAUUAGGGGAAUUGAAGAUUUAA
Messenger RNA from Humulus lupulus (European hop), 765 nucleotides. RefSeq names its product secreted RxLR effector protein 161-like. The transcript has a single exon. The record is from RefSeq and is a predicted model, not a curated record. NCBI's taxonomy places the organism in Eukaryota, Viridiplantae, Streptophyta, Magnoliopsida, Rosales, Cannabaceae. The coding region runs from base 1 to 765 and encodes 254 amino acids.